This is a messenger RNA of Purpureocillium lilacinum, 879 nucleotides long. RefSeq lists its product as uncharacterized. The record is from RefSeq and is a predicted model, not a curated record. Lineage: Eukaryota; Fungi; Ascomycota; Sordariomycetes; Hypocreales; Ophiocordycipitaceae.
AUGUUCGAGGUGCCUCAGGCCAAGAGAGUCCGACGGGAGGAUCUCAACGGCUCAGGAGACUCGGACUGGAGCGGCAGCGACGGCGAUGAGGUUGACGCCGAGUUGCAGGCUCGUCUGAACGCCCAGAUUGCGCGGUCACUCGGGCUCGACGUGGGUGCACCCAGCGCAGCAGACCGGCCCGCCGCAGACCCUAAACCGCCAUCCUCUGGUUCAAAAAAAGAGGAGAAAGGCCGCCAAACCGAGACCCACGAUGAGGUUGAUGGGGACGAGGACGCCGACCUGGGCGAGUUCGAGUUCAAGCUUUUCAGCACAUCGACGGCCGCGGCGCCCAAGGUCGUGCUGGAGGACCAGGCCGCCAACCAGGGCGACGGCGACAUCAUCCGCAAGAGAACAGCGCAGUACUACCUCGUCACGGACAUCCCGCCAGAGCUCAGGAAAGAGUACGAGUACGCCGCUGUGAGUGGCGAGGACGUGCUUGCGCGCUCCCAACAGAGAUCGUGGGGUCUCGAGAUGCCCUGGAAAGUGACCAGGAUCGUCACGACACGCAAAGCUGGCGACAUCAAAAGCGCGAAGGCGGGAGCCGGCAAGUCACGCAAAAUAGGCGACGAUGGCGACGGCAACGACGAGGAGCAGAGGCGGAGGAAACGACCGGGAAAGAAGGCGCGCAUCAUCCACAGGAUGAAGGAGAGGGCGAAGAAGGAGAAGCAGGAGGCGGCGAAGAAGCAGCUGGCGGACAAGGAGGAGCACCUCAAGGACAAGAAGAAGAGGCUCAACAGGCUCAAGAAGCUGAGGAGGAGGGCCAAGGAGAAGGAGAAGAAGCAGGGUGCUGGCGGGGCCGACGGCGGCGACGGGUCGGACUCGGAUGAUGGAUCUGAGUGA